Messenger RNA from Odontomachus brunneus, 6942 nucleotides. RefSeq names its product metal transporter CNNM4 (gene uex). Gene Ontology annotation, biological process: magnesium ion homeostasis; transport. Lineage: Eukaryota; Metazoa; Arthropoda; Insecta; Hymenoptera; Formicidae. Gene Ontology annotation, molecular function: transmembrane transporter activity. The record is from RefSeq and is a predicted model, not a curated record. The transcript is spliced from 14 exons. Gene Ontology annotation, cellular component: plasma membrane. The coding region runs from base 1 to 3033 and encodes 1010 amino acids.
AUGAUGGCGCAACAUGUUGGCCGUCCGUUCACAGUACAGCCGGCGAUUCUUUUACUACUUGUUCACGCGCUCGUUGCACAGUUAGCGAAUAACGGCAAUAACGCCUCGGCUACGUCCAGCAAGGUAGCCGAGAUCGUCGCUAACGACAGCGGCACCGAUCACUGGCACGACGACACGUCGUUCACGACGCUUAACGCACAAACCACGAUAAUCUCGGCGCGCAUGGUAACGGUGUCGGAAUUGUUGGCGUUGUCAGUGCCUGUCAAGCCCUCCACCGACUUCCUUUUCAUCGAGUUUCGCGGCACCAGACUCAGUCAUGCCGACGUCGCUCUACGAUGGUCGCCGUGGCCGCGUGGUGAGUGCCCACACCACCCAGACAACACGCUGGACGUGGUGUGGACGUCGCGUAUGGCCAACCGCGGGAUCUACCAAUUUCGCAUCAAACCCGACCCGUCUAUCGCCGUCAUCUAUUUUUGUCUGAAAAACGGCACGGACGAGAUAUGGAGAAGACUCGACGAACAUACCUCGAUAGAAUUUCCGGUACGAUCCGAAAAAUCUCGUCAUACACGACGUUUCGAUAUGCUCGUCCAGCCUGAUGACUCCGAAACCUCGCAAAACGACACGGACACGCAUAUCGAAGGCCUACGGGUGGAGAUGGCCGACAAGGAGCCCAGUUACAGUGACGAGGGAAUUCCCGAGAUUCUGGUCGGCACCAAGGCGGUGAUCCGAUUAUUUGGCACUGGUAUCACGAAAGACACGUUAAUCACCUUCACCGACGUGCCGGCUAAGAGAGGCACUGUUUGCGACAAAAUCAAGAGCAACGAAUUUCGUGUGGAAAAAAUAGAAGGGAGUACAGCGACUAUUAACGUAGUGCUUCCUCCAGGAUCACCAUUUUAUGUAUGUGCAAAACAACCAAUAGACAAUCUGAAGAAAGAUGUAGUCCUGUUUAAACACCAAGGUACUGCGCUGUAUAACACUAUUCGCACAUAUGAGAAAUUGUUACCUCUCUGGGUCACUAUCUUGAUCAUUCUCGUUUGUCUCAGUCUUUCUGCGCUUUUCUCUGGUCUAAAUCUGGGUUUGAUGGCAAUGGAUAGGACUGAAUUGAAAAUUCUUUGCAACACCGGCACGGAAAAGGAAAAACAAUACGCGAGAACUAUUCAGCCAGUAAGAAAUCACGGAAAUUAUCUGUUGUGUUCAAUCUUGUUCUCUAAUGUUCUUGUCAAUUCGGUAUUCACGAUAUUAUUGGAUGACCUGACAUCCGGUCUAGUCGCCGUUAUCUGCUCAACAUUAGCUAUCGUCAUCUUCGGCGAAAUUUCGCCACAGGCUAUCUGUAGCAGGCACGGAUUAUGCGUUGGUGCAAAAACCAUCUUUCUGACCAAGUUGACAAUGUUAGUGACUUUCCCGCUAAGUUAUCCAAUCAGCAAAAUUCUAGAUGUUAUUCUCGGCGAAGAAAUAGGAAAUGUCUACAAUCGAGAAAGAUUAAAAGAACUAGUUAAAGUAACGACCGAAUACAACGAUUUAGAGAAAGAUGAAGUAAAUAUAAUUGCAGGAGCGUUAGAACUGCGGAAGAAGACCGUAGCCGACGUAAUGACCAGAAUCGAAGAUGUAUAUAUGUUGAACUAUAAUGCUGUUCUAGACUUUGAAACUGUAUCCGAGAUUAUGAAGUCAGGAUUUUCUCGCAUACCAGUGUAUGAAAAUGUGAGGACAAAUAUAGUGACAAUGUUGUAUAUCAAGGAUCUCGCAUUUGUCGAUCCCGAUGAUAAUAUGCCGCUCAAGACACUUUGCCAAUUUUAUCAAAAUCCAUGUAAUUUUAUCUUUGAAGAUGUCAGAUUGGAUAUAAUGUUUAAGCAAUUCAAAGAAGGUCACAAGGGUCACAUGGCUUUUGUACAAAGAGUUAACAACGAAGGUGAAGGUGAUCCGUUUUACGAGGUGAUUGGUUUGGUUACGUUGGAAGAUGUUAUCGAAGAAUUAAUUCAGGCUGAGAUUAUUGAUGAGACAGAUGUAUUUAUGGAUAACAGAAGUAAACGCAAGCGACAGGUUCGUUCGAAAAUGCCAAAGGACUUUACGAUAUUUGCAGAGAAAAAGGAGAACCAACGGAUUCACAUCUCUCCGCAAUUGACGUUGGCGAUGUAUCAGUACUUGUCCACAACUGUAGACACGUUUAAACCAGAUGUUAUAUCGGAGACAAUCUUACGACGUUUACUGAAACAGGACAUUAUUUAUCAUAUUAAAGUGAAGUCGCGAGAGAAAGCCAAAACCGACCCAGCCGCGAUAAUCUAUCAGCAGGGGAAAGCGGUCGACUACUUUGUGUUGAUUCUAGAAGGUCGUGUCGAGGUAACAGUAGGCAAAGAGAACAUGAUGUUCGAGAGCGGCCCGUUCACAUACUUUGGCUCUCAAGCACUCACUGCUAACAUUGGAAUCGCCGAGUCGCCUACGAAUGCAAAUCCGCAGACAGUCGGAAGCAUUCAGUCCGUUAAUUUAGAUUCCAUGUUGCGCCAUACCUUCAUACCGGACUACACCGUACGCGCGGUUACCGAAGUGUUCUACGUGAAGGUUAAGAGAUCUUUGUAUCUUGCGGCAAAACGCGCUACACUUUUGGAGAAAAGCCAAAAGGACCCAUUGCCUAGUCAAGAACAAUUCGACGACGAGGUGGAAAAGUUGCUACAUUCGCUAGAAGAGGACGAUCGUAGUGUACCUGAGUCGCCAAUAUUGCCUUCGGACAAGGGUACGGAAAAUGAGAAGAAGGAAAUCGGCCAUUCGCCUGUGCGCAGCGUAACGGCACCGACGUCGCCGCUUCCAGCCAGCGUCAGCCCGGUUUCUAACUCGAAGUUCGUUUCACCGCGGAACGACGGGAAAGCGAAGAGCUUGUCAGCGAAGGUACAAACAAGUCCCGUGGAUAUUCAGAACAAACUCGACUUAGACUCGGAGACUCUGGAACGACAUUCAGAAGCGGCGAGAUUGUUGUCCAUCAAGAGGGCGAGCGAAGACGAGGAGAGAACAAAUCUCUUGCCUACCAAACAAGAUCAUUCUUAACACAUGCAGAACGGCCGACGACACUCUGUGCUUCCGUCGGUGAAAUCCACAUUGAAAGCAACAUCGAGCAACACAGAGCGGAAGAUGCUGGCAUGACAUAUUUUGCUACUGUGGCACUAGGUAGUACUUGACGAAUUAUUUUAGAUAUUUAUCGCGCCGCGAGGAGCGCACGUGAAAAACCAUUGAUAAGAGCCCCGAUACUUCGUAUUUUUAGCGAUUAUUGGCUUAGAGGCUGUACCCGACCUCGGCUUGUUUUUUUUUCUUGUAGUCUAAUCGCUUUAAAAAUACCUUAAAAAUUAUCUCUUCUGUAGCUCGCGCGGAAGAGAAGACUCCAAUGUGUAGAGUCAGCUAGCUCUAUAUUGUAAAUUUAUAUUAUGUAUAAAUAUAAAUAUAUAUGUAUAUAUAUAUUUAUAUACAUAUAUAUAUAAAUUAUAUGUAUAUAUUUAUAUACCACAUAUUAUAAAUCUAUUAUAACUAAUUAUUAUAAUUAUCAACAAUUAACAGAUAUUAAUAACAUUUAUAAUAGAUAGUAACCGAUAAGAUCAAGAGUUAUAUUCAUGACUACAAACUCUCUCUUUGCUUGUUCAAUUAUAAACAAAAGCUUGUAAGAAUUGCUUUAGUAACACGUGUCAGUUCUCUUUGAAAGUCUGUUUCUUGUAGUUCUCUCGUCUUACGGUUGCGAAUCUAUUGAUAUCUUCUGCCAUAACUUCUCCAAGUACGGUUUCUAGAUUUUCGUAUAGUGCAUAAUGUGUCCAUUUUCUAUUUAUAACAUCAUGCCACAAUCGUAUCCAUACGCAGCACGAACGGGUACAGUUUUUAGCUAAUUACAAAAUAAUGCCUCGACAUUAUCCUAAAUAUAUUUUAGUAUAGAAAUUUGUUAACGUACGAAAAAACAAACGUAUGAGAUCAGUCAUGCGAUCGAACAACUAUGGUAUAUAUUAGAACGCAGUACAAAUGAACGAGAGGAGGAGAAAGAGAGAGUGACUGAGAGAGAGAAAGAGAGAGAGAAAUUUAUGAACGAUCCAGUUUACAUCAUUUGAUACGAUUAUGUUUCUCAAAUCGAGCGAAUAGUUCAUUUGUUUGCGAUUUUUACAUUGCACGCAUGGAUGAAAAUGUAUAAAUAUUGUAUACUCGAUUCUGCGGAUACUUUGCUACUAUUCAUUAAAUCGACAGUUACUAAAUAUUCUCGCAUCAACCGCAUCAGUUUUUAACUGUGCGUUUCUUAAAACUUGAUUAAUCUUGAAAGCAAAAAUGAUAUUUUUUGCUAGUUUUAUGUUUCGUGCACUUCAAUAAAAAGAGUUAUCCAUUUAGAUGUAAUGCACAAUCAGUAGUCGUUAAUUAAUUAUUUCUAUUAAUUUUACAUAUUAAAUUCUUAUUUUUCUUAACAUAUCUGUACUCUUGCUAAAUGCGCAUACGAAACAUGUUGGAACGUUAGUUCAACUCUGAAUGUUACUCCAUAUUCCCGCUUUCUCGAUUAUUUAACAGUUAUAAAAAAACAUGGGUGUAGUUGAUUGCGGUUGAUAAAAUUUUUUUUUUUUAGUAACUAUAGAUUUUCUGAAUAAUAAGAUAUCUGCGAUAUUGAGUGCAUGUUAGAUCAACGGCCCAGUGAGCGGUCAAGAAGGCUUGAUACAUAAUCGACAUGAUUACCUGUAUUUAUUACGUGGAGUUUUGUGUGUGCCUUAUAAGAAAUCCUCUAUAUAAGUGCUUUAUUAGAAAAAAUAUUCCUUUCUCCUUUUCUUUAUCUUAAAGGGAUUGAGUAUCGUCAGCGUGUGUGCAUUGAAUAUUUACAUUCCUGUCAUAACCGGAGCAAUCAUGUUACGACACGCUCCUCCAUUACUUUCCUGCAUUCAUUAUUUUAACACGAGUUCGAGUGACGAGAGGAGCAUACCAUUCUUUUCGCAAUAUCACUAAGAUUAAGAAACGGAGCGGGAUCCUAUUCUUUUACGAUGAUUUACGCUUGUUUUCUCCUUAGCGACAAUUUAAUCGAGUCAUUUCGAUCGACACAAGUCACGUAAUAUCGAUAUAUUAUAAUUAAGCAUAAUCGAACGGAUCACACGGAUAGAGUAUGUAUCACGCGGACACGAAUAGGAGGGAAAUUAGUUUUUUUCAUUUUAGUGAACCCAGUGAACUUAAUAUAUAUGAGGUAUCGUAUAAUUAAUAUUAUACGAGGUACUUAAUUGUAUGGCUGAAUCGUGAGUUGUAAUAUUUCAUCUAAAAAUAAUAUUUUCCGACGAGCGAAGAUAAAAGAUUAAAUUUUUGCUAAAGAAGAGAAUUGUAAAUUAUUUUAAGAAGAAUAGUUUUCUAGCGGAGUGUACUUUUUUAGAGACAUUUGAGAUCUAAGAUAUAUAUGUACAGGGUGUCCGACAAUUCAUAACACAUUAUGUGCAGAUAGUGCCCGUCAAACUGAAUACAAAAAAAUUCUUUUACCAUUUCGCAAACAACGUAAAAUUGUGAACUGUUGAUUAAAGAAGAUCGGUAAAUGAUCACGCGCGAUAUAAUCGAUGAGCUGUGUGACGUUUGCCUUGUAUAUUAGAUUAAACUAAACAAUCCUCUACUAUUUUACAAAUAACCAUGUAGAUUUUUAGUUAUCAAUUAAAGAAGUUCAUUAUAAUCAUGCGAUUUUCUUUAAAUAAUAAAAAAAUAAAAUCAAUGUUAUUCGUAAAAUUUUGUUCAAUACGUAUUUCCGUAUUUUCGUUUUGUUCGUAUUUUCAACGUUAUUCGUAAAAUUUUUAGUUUAAUCUAAUCUAUAAGCAAAUGUCGCCAUCGUAGCUUAUCUAUCGUAAUCAUUGCGCAAUCAUUUACCAAUCUUCUUUGAUCAAUAAGAAUAAUUUCUUUGAUAAAAUCCUAAUUUUAUGUGAUAUUUUAUGUGACAUUUUAUGUGUUUGCAAAAUGGUGGAGUAAUUUGGAAAUUGGCUUGAUAAGUUCUGCCUGUGCACACAACGGAUGUGUCAUGAAUUGUCGAACAUCCCAUAUAUAUAUGAAACUCGCCUUCUCUAUACGAUUUUUCGUGCCAUAUGUCCAGCAGCUUCGCGUUAGAAACUUGAUGGCUUGAGAUCCCGUGCCAUCUGCGCCAUGAAACCCCUGGUUACACGAUGUUGUAGGCACGAUAAAUAACAUUGUUAAUAUUUGUUCACACCGGAGUCUAAUUUUCUCCGCUGUUGUUCUCAUUUUAUGUAAUACAUUGAGAAUAUACUUAAACGCGAUAUAUACUUAUACGUUAAGUACGACAGAGCGACUUGAAACACCGUAAAUAUUGUCGGCAUAAAGCGUUUCCAUCAAAAAGCAGAUCUUUCUGCUCGUACGUGCUAAUAAGGUGAUUCCAUCACUAAGCUAUAGGCCUGACGAUACGCCACGGAUAUAAUCGAAAUAUAAAUGAAGAAAGGUCGACUUUGAAACGUCGUCUCUAUGCGCAAUCUAUAUCCGUUGCUCGCGAAUCACCUCUACGUUAAAGGAAACACACUUAAAACGAAACUUAAUAAUUUUAUUUGGAACUUUGUAGAGAAGUAUCAAGUUAAAACAUGCGGCUACCUGACAUUAUUCUCGUAGAAUGUAUCGUCGAUCGAAGUACUUAUCAAAACAGAAAAGAAAAAAAAAGGAUCAAUAAGAAAAGAACUGCGAUGAAUAUUAUUGAUAUUUUGUACUAUCUAUAAAUAGACAUUACACACGUAAAGAAAGAAGGAAAAAACACAUUAUAUUCAAAACGCGCGCGAAGUGCAUCCCCGUCGCGGCGGGGGAUGAUAGAUUUAGGUAUAUUACACAAUAAACUGUUACAUCAAAUAGAUCAAGUUAUAUACAGCGUGAAAGAUAUAAACGUGACGUUUUUUACAGAGAUGAUUUAUAUAGUGUACAUAAUACAGUGAAAAAGUAGAAUGUAAAAAGAGAUAAUCGUAUUACAUGUUAUAUUCUUCA